Panicum virgatum (switchgrass) is the source of this 1482-nucleotide messenger RNA. RefSeq names its product bifunctional nuclease 2. Lineage: Eukaryota; Viridiplantae; Streptophyta; Magnoliopsida; Poales; Poaceae. The record is from RefSeq and is a predicted model, not a curated record. The coding region runs from base 165 to 1145 and encodes 326 amino acids. Gene Ontology annotation, cellular component: VCB complex; nucleus. The transcript has 10 exons. Gene Ontology annotation, molecular function: nuclease activity. Gene Ontology annotation, biological process: protein ubiquitination.
GGCAAGCAACCCCCACCUCUUUCUUCCCUUUUUCUACCCGAACACGGAACACAUCAUAAUCCACAGCGAUCACAUCUCUCUCUCUCCACCGUCCUCUGAAGUUGCUCUCGUGCUCUGCUUCCUCUCGGUCCCAAGGAGCGGCCGCCAUUGCUGCUGGCAGAUUGAUGGCGAUGGAGGGGCCUGUUCUGUGCCGUCCCGCGAUGCAAGCAAAACUUCCUUCUGCUGCGCUCAUCAGCAACUCCCUUGUCAAAUCUGGGCAACUUGGGACUGCAUUCUUUGGUGCCAUGUCAAAAUACAGGAACAUUACUAGAUUCAUUUCUCCAAUCUCUCAACCGCCCGUGAAAAAUUCCAGCCAUGUUUGCUGUAGCUUCAGCUCAUCUUCUGAUGGUAAUGGAUACAUGGCUGGAAACUUUAGCGAGAGUGAUGAAGAUUAUGUUAAUUCGACUGUUCUAGAAGCUGUUGAGGUUAGAAGUGGAUCAGAAGGAUAUGUAAUCAAGAUGCGAGAUGGCAAAAACCUGCGAUGUGUGCAUAAUAAUUCUCAAGGAAGAAAUAUUCCUGAGAGUGCACCACAACCAGCUAUUGUUUUGAGGAUUGAAGAUGGAAGCGAAACUUUACUUCCAAUCAUCGUUUUAGAAAUGCCAAGUGUACUUUUGAUGGCAGCUAUUCGCAAUGUCCACAUUGCACGACCUACCAUAUAUCAAGUUGUCAAGGAAAUGAUUGAUAAAAUGGGUUAUGAGGUAAAACUUGUUCGGGUAAACAAAAGAAUUCAAGAAGCAUAUUGUGCUGAACUCUAUCUGACAAAGACAGAAGAUCCUACAGAUAGUAUCACCUUUGAUCUUCGACCUUCAGAUGCAAUCAACAUUGCAGUUCGCUGCAAGGUUCCUAUUCAAGUUCAUAGAAGUCUUGCAUACAGUGAUGGCAUAAGGGCAGUUGAGCCAGCAAGAAUGGCGGUAGCAGCUGGUGUAUCAGAGGGGCUGUUGUUUACAGAACUUGAUAGACCUGAUGGACAGCCCUGUCUUGAGGCUCAAGAGUUUGGAUUAGUGCGGAACAUGCUCAUCGCAGCUGUUGAAGAGAGAUACAAGGAUGCUGCAUCAUGGAAGGACAAACUGAUGCAGCUGAGGUCCAAGCGGAAGAAUUGGGCCUGACAGGUUCUAAACUCGUGUAGCUCUGUUUUCCGUCUAGUCAUUCAACCUUCACAUAUUUGUGAUUGCUUCUCACUCUUGACAGUGUGGCCUGUCUUGAUGGUGUAAAUAAAGAUGACGCCCUGCUGGAUUCCAGUGUGCAUUCUAGAUGACUUGACACUGGCUAUGGUUCUAUGUAACUAGAUGUACAUAUUAUAUGGACUUGAGAAUUGGCUUCUGUAAAUUCAGACUAAGCUUCCAAGUAAAAACUAAUCCAUGGAAAGCAAAAAUCCGUCAUAUUUGUGGGCGCAAAUGUGUAUGUCGUCGGAAUUAAAAUAUCUUCAGCGACAUCCUGCCCCAA